AUGAGUGGCAGCAAUUCUGCGGCCUUGUCAAAGGCUCGGCUGCGCACCAGGUCUGGGUGCCUGACUUCUGAUCUUGAUAGCUGGCUCACCUGGACCGGAGCAGGCAGGAAACGACGCGUCAAAUGCGGUGAGGAGAAACCGAAGUGCCGCAACUGCGCCGCCGCCGCGGUCCGCGACUGCGUCUGGCCGGGCCCCGAGUUCGACUUGGUCGACGGCAGGCACCGCCAGAACCGGGCCGUACCACGUCGCGGGAAUGCACGAGAGGACAAGGACGCCGAGCUCGCAGGCCACCUGUCGUCGUCAUUGUCCACUUUGACCCUGAAAGCAGGGCGUUCGCCUGGCAAGCAACUUGGCAAUAAUACCACCAUCACCACCAGUCCUGCAGCAGGGCUCGGGGUGUCGGAGGAGAUCGAGCUGGAGCUCAUGCGGCAUCACAGUGGCGCCUUUUACUUCGAUAUCCUCACCCUACCCACCGCGGACCCGGGGGACCUGACAGAUUUCCACGAUGGAGUCGUUCGCAUGAUGGGAGAGUCGUCGAGCGUCAGGAGUGCAGUGCUCGCCGCGAGCGCUGCCAGCAUCUCUGCCCUCUCCAAAGACCGUAGCUACCAGAAGAUAGCCCUGCACUAUUAUGCCGAUGCCGUGACACAUUGCGCCGACGGGCUCCGUAUCCUCGAGAAAUCACGCACCGGCCCUACUGACGCCAUCCUAACGACGGUCAUGUGGCUCUACAUUCACGAUCUCUGGAGCCUAGACCCAGAGCUUGACGCAAGAAAGCAUGUCGCCGGCGCCGUGAACCUCGUUCGGUGGGGCAGGCUAUGCGUCAGUACAGGCUCCGCACCGCACUGGAACCGUGUAACCAUCGAGAGCGUCCUCUACCAGGCUCUCUACCUGGCCAUCCGGCGGCCCCUGGACCCAGAUUUCCAUGUCGACCCCGAGUUUCUCUCCGAGUGCCAGGACGGCAGCACCACCGCGAACAACUCGUGGCUCUCCAGCGUGGCCCACGGCGUCCAGAGCCCCGUCCUUGGACUCCCGCUCGAGCUCUAUGGGCUUGUUGCUUCUGUCGUGGAGCUUCGAUCAUCCCGAAGGAGCAGCGCUCGUGGGGUUGGUGGCAUGGGUGAUGAGGAUGAUGAUAGUAAUCAUUACGACGAUGACAAGAUCAGGGGCAACAUGCAUGUGAACAGUAGCAACAAUCACUCCCCGCAGCACAUCGCUCAGCUCCGAAAACAGGUCCAGCACUGGGAGCAAAUAGCGCAAAUCACCGCCAGCAGGUACUACCCCCGGUCCACCCCGGAGCAGGUCGAGUCAUCAUCAUCACCGCCUUUCACGCCGACGCCGCCGCCUAGCGCUAGUGACUUUGCCGAACAAGCCCUCUUCUUUUACGUUCUAGGAACCUCCCUCCUUCUAGACCUAUUCUCGCUUGACGACCCGAUGCCAACGCCACCAACCAGUCUGUCAUCGUCGUGGCAGGUGCGCGCCGCGCUGGAUGCCCUGCGCAACCCGGAGCGCUGCGAAAGCCUAAUUGGCUCUUACCUUGGCACGUGGCCACUCUUUGUAAUUGGCCUCUUUGUGACGGUCAGGGAGGACGUAGCUACUGUUCGCUCUAGGCUGAAGCAGCUGAUUGAGCAGACGGGUUUUGGGGAGGCGCAGCGGAUGCUGGCCGAGCUGGAGGGAGCGUGGGCUUGUUUGAAGUAUUGA
Molecule: messenger RNA, 1695 nt
Organism: Pyricularia grisea
Lineage: Eukaryota; Fungi; Ascomycota; Sordariomycetes; Magnaporthales; Pyriculariaceae
Exons: 3
Coding region: 1-1695 (564 amino acids)
Biological process (GO): positive regulation of transcription by RNA polymerase II
Cellular component (GO): nucleus
Molecular function (GO): transcription cis-regulatory region binding; DNA-binding transcription factor activity, RNA polymerase II-specific; zinc ion binding
Source: RefSeq, a predicted model, not a curated record